This is a messenger RNA of Aethalodelphis obliquidens (Pacific white-sided dolphin), 1843 nucleotides long. It is a transcript of the gene FANCF, whose product is annotated as FA complementation group F. NCBI's taxonomy places the organism in Eukaryota, Metazoa, Chordata, Mammalia, Artiodactyla, Delphinidae. The transcript has a single exon. The coding region runs from base 167 to 1246 and encodes 359 amino acids. Gene Ontology annotation, cellular component: Fanconi anaemia nuclear complex. Gene Ontology annotation, biological process: interstrand cross-link repair. The record is from RefSeq and is a predicted model, not a curated record.
ACAUUUCUCGGAGUGCAGGUACCCGGAUUAAAGCCGCUGUCAGAUUGACAGGGAUUUUACCCAAUAGCGUUGCAGAGAGGCGUAUCGUUUCACCAACACGCCAAUCAAGCACGCAGAGAGUAGCCGGCUCCAAGGUGAAGGCGGAAGUAAGGCCCUAGCGCGCUCAAUGGAACCGCUCUUGCAGCACCUGGAGCGGUUCUCCGAGGUUCUGGCUGUCUCCCGCACGACCCACGUCAGCACCUGGGACCCCGUGACCGUGCGCAGGGCCCUACAGUGGGCUCGCUACCUGCGCCACAUCCACAAGCGCUUUGGCCGCCAUGCCCGCAUUAGCAAGGCGCUGGAGCGGCGACUGCAAAACCAGUGGAAGCAGCAGGGCGACUCUGGGCCUGCUCCAGCCCCGGGGUUGGCGAACUUCCAGGCCUUGGGGCUCUGCGACCAGCUGCUGUCCCUGCGACUGCUGGCGAACCCGGCCCUCGGGGAUGCCUCAUUUCACUACCUGCUGCAGCAGCUCUUUCCCGGCCCUGGCGUCCCGGACGCCGAGGAGGAGUCGCUCCAAGGCAGCCUGGCCCGCCUCGCCCGCCGCCGGGCCGCUCUUCACAUGCUGCGCUUCAACGCCUAUGGAGAGAACCCGGCCCUUCAGGAGGACCCACUGAUGAAGACCCAGGCGGAGCUGCUGCUGAGGCGUCUGCAGGAGGUGGGGGAGGCCGAUGCAGGGGCCCCUGGUAGGCUUCUCAGCAGCCUGUGGGAGCGCUCGCCCCAGAACAACUUCCUGAAGGUGGUAGCGGCCGCGCUGUUGCUGCCGCCGUCGUCUCCCCGGCACCAAGAAGAGGAAUUGAAACUAGGCAGCCCCAAAACUCCGGGAGAGGAGGGUCAAGAGCUGCUUCGCUGGCUUCUGGGGAAAUCGGAUGUCAUGGUUGCUUUUUGCCGCAGCCUCCCAGCCGGGCUUUUAACUUUGGUGGCGGGGCGCCAUCCAGAGCUCUCCCGGAUCUAUCUGGGCCUGCUAACAGACUGGGGUCGACAGCUGCACUACAGCCUUCAGAAAGGCCUUUGGAUUGGAACUGAAUCCCAGGAUGUGCCCUGGGAGGAGUUGUUGAGCAGGUUUCAAAGCCUCUGUCAGGCCCCUCCACCUCUGAAAGAUGAAGUUUUUACUGCCCUGAAAUCCUGUAAGGCUCAAGAUGGAGAUUUCGAAGUCCCUGGUCUUAGCAUCUGGACAGACCUGUUGCUGUCUCUUGGGAGUAGUGCGUGAUAUUGCAUUUGGGCAGAGACAAGUUCUCAGCCUAGGCCCCAGUUCUCUAUGGGCAACGUUCUGUAACUGAGCAAUCGAAUAUACGGUUUACAAAAUUAAAAUCCCAGUGUUCUCGCCAAAUGUCCUGUACUUUGAUGUGUCCAAAAUAUUAUUGUAGGUCCUAAUAUAUAAUAGGUGUAAUUGUAACUUAAUUACAGAUAUGUAAGUAACUGGCUUGUAGUGCCAUGGAUUUUCUGUUUAGAGGAGGUAACAUUGGAAAUAUCCUACCUAAAGCCAUGGAGUUAAUAGUUUGCAUUCUAGAAGGCGCAUUUCUAAUAACGUUGAAAAGAUAUGUGCUUGUCAAAGAAAAUGCAGCUUUAAAGUGACAAACAAGACACCUUUUUUAAUAUUAUUAAUGCCUUACUUUUGCAGGUUUUUCUUGGGUUUUUUUUAAAUCCCCAGAAGUGAUUUCUCUAACCAACAACACGUGCUGUCAGAAAUGGUUUGGAAAGCCAACUGGCCUAGUUGGACUUUAAACCCUGGACUUUGGCCUUGUUAACCUAACGUUCUAACCAAUUAACCAGCGUCAACAUGUAUUAAAAUUGUGUUAUUCAGAAA